Fraxinus pennsylvanica is the source of this 702-nucleotide messenger RNA. The record is from the annotation of a GenBank genome assembly. Lineage: Eukaryota; Viridiplantae; Streptophyta; Magnoliopsida; Lamiales; Oleaceae.
AUGAAGAAAUUAGAUGUUAUUGGAAUUCCAAUCAACUUCAUGGACAGAUAUCCAAAACGACUUCUAUCAGAUUCUGCUAGUCAGUACAGUGUUGCGCCUUCUCCUUCCAAUGAAUUUUUCAAAAUCAGAAAGAGCAGGACAAAUUCAGGAAUCCUUGGGAUGAAUAAAUUUAGGGAAUGGAUGGAUAAUUUUGCACAAGGAAUCCGAGAGCAUGUGAAAUUAGGACCCAAAUUAUCAGAAACUGUGAAAGGGAAGUUGAGACUGGGAGCAAGAAUUCUUCAAGUAGGCGGCCUGGAAAAAGUUUUCAAGCAGAACUUCAGUGUUAGCCAUGGUGAAAAGCUUUUAAAGGCUUCUCAAUGCUAUUUAUCGACCACAGCUGGGCCGAUAGCAGGCCUUCUGUUUAUUUCAACUGAUAAAGUUGCCUUCUGCAGUGAGAGAUCAAUGAAACUCUCUUCUCCAACUGGAAAACAGCUUAAAAUACAUUACAAGGUCAUGAUCCCACUAGGUAAAAUAAAGGGAGCCUGCGAAAGCAAAAAUGCAAAAAAACCAAGGCAAAAGUAUGUGCAGAUAGUUACUGAGGAUAAGUUCGAGUUCUGGUUCAUGGGAUUUCUAAAUCAUCGAAAGGCUUUCAAGUAUUUGCAGCAGGCAACCUCUCAAACUCCAUCAGUAGCAGAUAUUGAUGCGUGGAUGAUCUCUUCAUAG